Molecule: messenger RNA, 1707 nt
Organism: Trypanosoma brucei brucei TREU927
Lineage: Eukaryota; Euglenozoa; Kinetoplastea; Trypanosomatida; Trypanosomatidae
Product: ATP-dependent DEAD/H RNA helicase HEL64, putative
Exons: 1
Coding region: 1-1707 (568 amino acids)
Cellular component (GO): cytoplasm; ribonucleoprotein complex; nucleus
Molecular function (GO): ATP binding; RNA binding; RNA helicase activity
Source: RefSeq, a predicted model, not a curated record
AUGGAGGAGACGUACAGUCCCUUUACGGGACGUCAAGGCCAGUACAAUCAGGGCUACAAUGGUGGAGGGCGACGAGAUAGCCGCGGCGGUAUGGGAGAAAGAAUAAAACCCGUUGACUGGGGGAAUGUUUCUCUCGUUCCCGGAAACUGGAAGGUUCUCGAUGGUAAGGCGAUCAAAAAGGCAGGGGAGAUAAAGACAUCCACCCCAGAAGCGGGACAACUCAGCGAGGAGGAGGCGACGAAAUGGCGAGAAGAACAUGUGAUCACCAUAUUUGGUGAUGAUUGUCCUCCACCUAUGUCAUCGUUUGAUCACCUGUGUGGAAUCGUUCCACCAUACCUUCUAAAGAAGCUCACCGCCCAGAAUUUCACUGCACCAACUCCCGUGCAAGCGCAGUCAUGGCCCGUUCUUCUAUCUGGUCGUGACCUUGUGGGGGUUGCGAAGACAGGCUCCGGAAAGACGCUUGGCUUCAUGGUUCCUGCCCUCGCCCACAUUGCAGUGCAGGAACCCCUACGCUCCGGUGACGGUCCAAUGGUUGUUGUACUGGCUCCCACCCGCGAACUUGCUCAGCAGAUUGAAGAAGAAACAAAAAAGGUUAUCCCCGGGGACGUGUAUUGCGGUUGCGUUUAUGGAGGAGCACCAAAAGGACCCCAGCUUGGGUUGCUGCGGAGAGGUGUGCACAUUCUCGUCGCCACACCAGGUCGUUUGAUAGACUUCUUGGAUAUUAAACGCAUUAACUUGCAUCGUGUCACCUAUCUCGUUCUAGAUGAAGCAGAUCGCAUGCUUGAUAUGGGAUUUGAGCCGCAGGUUCGCAAAAUAUGCGGCCAGAUAAGGCCAGACCGGCAGACAGUCAUGUUCUCCGCCACUUGGCCACGUGAGAUUCAGCGACUGGCAGCAGAAUUUCAGAAGCAGUGGAUACGCAUCAGUGUGGGCAGUACGGAACUUCAGGCUAACAAGGACGUCACUCAGCGUUUCAUUCUCACACAAGAGUUUGCGAAGCAGGACGAGUUGAGGAAGCUCAUGCAAGAACAUCGGGAGGAACGCGUGCUGGUUUUCUGCAAGAUGAAGCGGACUGCGGAUGAGCUGGAGCGGCAACUAAGACGAUGGGGCUACGACGCAAUGGCUAUUCAUGGUGACAAGGAGCAGCGGCAGAGGGAGUUCAUCCUAGCGAGGUUCCGUAAAGAUCCACGAUUGUGCCUUGUCGCCACAGACGUUGCUGCUCGAGGUCUGGACAUCAAACAAUUGGAAACUGUUAUAAACUACGACUUCCCCAUGCAGAUCGACGACUACGUACAUCGUAUUGGCCGCACAGGCCGUGCAGGCGCGAAGGGAGAUGCGUUUACGCUUAUCACGAAGAAGGAGGCUCAAAUAACACCUUCAGUGUUGAAGGAACUUAUUGGGAUCCUGGAGCGCGCACAACAGGAAAUACCUGAUUGGAUGAUCGAAUGGAACGCGCAACAGCCGAGAUACCAGGUGAAGCGGAAUCGCGGUAUGAACGGGUUUGGAAGACAUCAAAGCGCCCCCUUCCUGCGUAACGGUCACCGCCCAUCGUUCUCAGCGAACGGGAAUUAUAGUGCUCACGGAAAUGGUACAUUUGGCCUUGGAAAGCACAACGACGACGCUGUUCCCUUCUCGUCAUCCGCUAUUCAAUACAAGCGAUUUGACAGUGACGACGAGGCGGAACCGUCCCGCAAGAAAUACGCGAGAUAG